CUCAGAGGUCACCUCCACCAGAUGGAACCAAGCAAUGAAACAAAAUUUUCAAAGUUUCUUCUUCUGGGAUUUUCAGAGGAACCAGGAAUGCAGCCCCUCAUAUUUGGGCUUUUCCUCUCCAUGUACCUGAUCACUGUGUUUGGGAACCUGCUCAUCAUCUUGGCCAUCAGCACAGACCCCAACCUCCACACGCCCAUGUACUUCUUCCUGGCCAACCUGUCCUUUGCAGACAUCUGCUUCACGUCCACCACUGUCCCGAAGAUGCUGGUGAACAUCCGGACUCAGAGCAAAGUCAUAACCUAUGCAGGCUGUAUCACACAGAUUUAUUUUCUCAUACUCUUUGCUGUGUUGGACAUCUUUCUCCUGAGUAUGAUGGCCUAUGACCGGUUUGUGGCCAUCUGUCACCCCCUGCACUACACGAUCAUCAUGAACCCCCGGCUCUGUGGGCUGCUGGUUCUGGUGUCCUGGAUCACAUGUGUCCUGCAUUCCCUGUUACAAAGUUUAAUGAUGUUGCGGCUGUCCUUCUGUACACACUUGCAUAUCCCCCACUUUUUCUGUGAACUUAAUCAGAUGCUCCAACUGGCCUGUUCUGAUACCUUUCUUAAUAACGUGGUGAUGUAUUUUGCAGCUGUCCUAUUAGCUGGUGGUCCUUUUGCUGGGAUCCUUUACUCUUAUUCCAAGAUAGUUUCCUCCAUACAUGGGAUCUCAUCAGCUGAGGGAAAGUGUAAAGCAUUUUCCACCUGUGCAUCUCAUCUAUCGGUUGUCUCCUUAUUUUAUUGUACGAUGCUCGGUGUGUACUUGAGCUCUGCUGCUACCCACAGCUCACGGUCAAGUGCCACAGCCUCGGUGAUGUACACGGUGGUCACGCCCAUGCUGAACCCCUUCAUCUACAGCUUGAGGAACAAAGACAUGAAAAGGGCUCUGAAAGCAUUCUUUGGGAAGGAGACCCUUCCAUGGCCAAUCGUCAUAAGAUUGAAGAAGUGCCUCUGAUUGCAGGGGUCAAAGCCUCUGGGUCAGAGAUUGUGAUCUUUAUUCAGACUGUAGAUGUAGUAUUGCUCUUUCCGUUUAUUUCCUUGUCCUCAACUUCCAUAUGCCAUGUAUG
Messenger RNA from Neofelis nebulosa (Clouded leopard), 1102 nucleotides. RefSeq names its product olfactory receptor 7A17-like. The record is from RefSeq and is a predicted model, not a curated record. Gene Ontology annotation, biological process: G protein-coupled receptor signaling pathway. Gene Ontology annotation, cellular component: membrane. Lineage: Eukaryota; Metazoa; Chordata; Mammalia; Carnivora; Felidae. Bases 22 to 990 code for a protein of 322 amino acids. Gene Ontology annotation, molecular function: G protein-coupled receptor activity; olfactory receptor activity. The transcript has a single exon.